CCGUCUCCCGCAAGACUGGCUCCAGGGUCAGUAGGAUGUUCUCAAUGUCCCACAAGUCCCCACCACCCAAGGUGCCUCAGCCCAACCGCCUGGACGAGGUGUACGAAGCUCUCAAGAAGGGCCUGACAGCCUACCUGGAGGUACACCAGCUGGAACUGGAGAAGCUCAGCACCCAGAUCCGCGAGUCCAAGAGGAAUUCACGCCUGGGCUUUCUCUACGAUCUGGAUAAGCAAGUGAAGUCAAUCGAGCGCUUCCUGCGUCGCCUGGAGUUUCAUGCUAGCAAGAUAGAUGAGCUCUACGAGGCUUAUUGCAUCCAACGGCGGCUCCGCGAUGGAGCCCACAACAUGGUCAAGGCCUCGCCGGGCAGCCGGGAGGCACGCGAGAGCCUGGCCGAGGCCAGCAAGGGCUACAAGGAGUACACAGAGAACAUGUGUCUGUUGGAGAACGAGCUGGAGAGCCAGCUGGGCGAGUUCCAUGUCCGGAUGAAAGGACUGGCAGGCUUUGCCCGGCUCUGUGCUGGUGACCAGUAUGAGAUCUUCAUGAAGUACGGACGGCAGCGGUGGAAACUGCGGGGGCGCAUCGAGGUGAACAGCAAGCAGGUGUGGGACAGCGAGGAAAUGGUUUUCUUGCCCCUUGUCACCGAGUUCCUCUCCAUCAAGGUGACAGAGCUAAAGAGCCUGGCCAACCACGUUGUGGUGGGCAAUGUGUCCUGCGAGACCAAGGACCUCUUUGCGGCUCUGCCCCAGGUAGUGGCUGUGGAUAUCAACGACUUGGGCACCCUCAAACUCAGCCUGGAGGUGACCUGGAACCCCUUCGACAAGGACGACCAGCCCUCAGCAGCCAGCACCGUCAACAAGGCCUCCACGGUGAACAAGAGGUUCUCCACUUACAACCAGAGCCCGCCUGACACGCCGUCCUUGCGGGAACAGGCUUUCUACAACAUGCUGCGGCGCCAGGAGGAUCUGGAGAAUGGCACGGCCUGGUCCAUCUCCUCCGAGUCCUCGGACGACUCCUCCAGCCCCCAGCUGUCCGGCAGCGCCCGCCAUGCCACGCACCAGCCCAUCGGGCAGCCCGAGGUGCAGGCCUCUGCCCCCGCCAUCGAGAUCUCCUUCUCCCAGCAGCCGGAGGAGGCUGAGGCCAGGCCCGGGGCUGGCGUCGUCGGCAUCCCACCCACCGAGAGCCAGCCGGAGGAGCCGGGCAGCCGUAAGAAGGAGGCAGCUGACGGGGCCGAGCCAGUGCAGAGCCAGGCGCCGGCACAGGGCGGUUGCGGCACCGGGGUCCCCGCGGUGCUGGCACAAGCCUCCACAGAGGAGAGGCCCAUCCCGGCCCCGCCGCUGCCUGCCGGCAUCCCCGAGGUGUCACGGGGGAAGGCGGUGGAUUCUGGUCUGGAGGAGGCCAUUGGCCUCCUGGGCUCAGCCCUGGACGACUAUCGGGGGCAGUUCCCAGAGCUGCAGCCUCUCGAACGGGAGCUCAAGCGCCUGGAGGAGAUGCUGCUGCAGAAGCAGGGCGUCUUCCUCAGCCGGGCCUCCAGCAUCAGCCUGACGGUGGAGCAUGCACUGGAGAGCUUCAGCUUCCUCAACACCUCCGACAUGGAGGACUCGGAGGGCUCCGAGGAGGAGCCUCUCCAAGACGAGAGGAGGGCUGGCAGACACCGGCGUGGCAGCAGGGCCCCCAGCGCCAGCGAGACAGGGGCAGAUGACACCGGCAUGUGCAGUGGCUCCGAGGCCAGCACCGACCCCAUGAGCACUGGCAACGAGUUCCUGGAUAAGGCCCUGGUGCUUCACCUGAACAACUGCAACCUCUUGCUGCUGAAGCUGGGCACCUUCGGUCCCCUGCGGUGCCGGGAGAUGUACGCCCUGGACAGGCUGCUGCGGGAGGCGCAGGUGCUGGAGAUCGUGUGCCAGCUGACGGAGGAGCGAGCGGGAACAGCCGGCUCUGCCACCGAAGUGGUGCAGUUCUCGACACGGAAGGAGGGCGUGCUGCCCCUUUGGGACCGUUGCGUGGAGGUGCCCAACGUCUACACCUGCCCCGUGGAGCGGUUCCUGCAGGUGCUCAGCACCCAGUAUGCGGCACCCAUCAGCGAGCGGCACCCUGGCCUGGCUGAUGCCGUGUGUGUGAAACUGGUGGAGGAUGUGCUGAAUCGGCGGCUGCCGCGGUGCCCCAUCUUCCAUUGCUGGAGCCACUUUGAGUCGCUUGGUGCCCUGGUGCUCGACACCUACGUGAUGGAGCUGGCAGAGGAAGCGCUGCUGGCGCAGAACCUCAACUCGGACGACCAGGACGUGGUGCUGCGUGCCCUGAAGCGCGUGCCCGAGGGCCGCCUGAAGAAGGAGGGACUGAAGGCGCUGAGCCUGCUCCUCGUGGAGGGCAACAGCAAGGUGGUGAGCGCCGUGUCGGCCAAGGAGAGCAUCGAGCAGCUGGUUUACCUGUGCCAAACCGACAAGGAGCCUGUGCGGGAGGCAGCCAAGCAGAGCCUGAUGCUGUGCGGGGAAGAUGGUAAAUCAGCUCACCGGCGGCUGGAGGGGGCCCCGGAGAUUGGGCACCUCUUGGUGCGGGUCUCAUCACCGAGCCACGAUGGAUCAGACUCAGAGAACAGUUGA
This is a messenger RNA of Pygoscelis adeliae (Adelie penguin), 2597 nucleotides long. RefSeq names its product family with sequence similarity 65, member A (gene RIPOR1). Lineage: Eukaryota; Metazoa; Chordata; Aves; Sphenisciformes; Spheniscidae. The record is from RefSeq and is a predicted model, not a curated record.